CGACCCACCCUUGCUCAACUCGACUUACGCGAUGCGUGAACUACCAUCAUCUUUCAAAAAGCACAUAACGAGAAGCUAGCAACGUGACCGACCAGUUUCACUACGCCGCUUCAAUAAUACAUCAUGGACGACGACUACGGUGCAGACGACGAGCUCCUGGCCGCUAUGGCCGCAGCUGAUCCCACGCCUGCCGCACGAUCAGUUCAACAACCCACGCCUACAAGAAUCCAACAACCUACACCCCAACGUCUAGAUAAAGCACCGCCAGCUGCCUCCAGCGCGGGAAAGGUUGUUCAACCAACACCACAGGCUCUACCUCAGAAGCAGUCUGGUUCAACUAUCCUGGUAUCUCCGCGCCAGCGAGGAAAUCCUGUUCUUACGAGCAUUCGAUCAAUGCCAUGGGAGUAUAGCGAUAUCCCAGCUGAUUAUGUUCUGGGAUUGGGUACUUGCGCUCUGUUCCUGAGUCUCAAGUACCAUCGUCUGCAUCCCGAAUACAUCUAUACACGAAUCCGUAACCUUCAAGGCAAAUACAACCUGCGCAUCCUCCUCACCAUGGUCGACAUUCCCAACCACGAAGCCUCCUUGAAAGAACUAUCAAAGACAUCACUCGUCAACAAUGUCACCCUUAUCCUCUGCUGGUCCGCCGCUGAAGCCGCACGCUAUAUCGAGUUAUACAAGAGCUACGAGAAUGCUACAUUUGGUGCGAUCCGUGGCCAACAACCGUCCAGCUAUGGUGAGAAGCUGGUAGAGUUCGUCACAGUGCCGAGAAGUCUGAACAAAUCAGAUGCGGUCGCUGUAGUGAGCAAUUUCGGCAGUUUAAAAAAUGCAAUCAAUGCUGAUGCAGAACAACUCGGUAUGCUAAAUGGAUGGGGAGGUGUUAAAGUCAAGAGGUGGCAGUCUGCAGUCGAAGAGCCAUUCAGAGUGAAAAAGGCUGCCAAGAGAGGCGCAAAGGCCUCGGAACGAUCAGCAAGACUUGACCAGGCUUUACCUCUUUCGCGGGUCCCUCUACGAGAUAUGCCAUCUGCUGCAUCAUCUUCGCGACAAUCUCCCGCCAAAGAUACACCUUCUGCAGAAAAGACAAAUGAGCCCGCAUCCAAGCAAUUCCAGUUUAUGGACAACACCGAUGAUGAAGACGAUGAAGAGGCCAUGCUUGCAGCUGCUAUCGAGGCAUCGAAGAAGACUGCCCAGACAGAAGAGGCCACCCGUGCGAGCCAGACAGAUAAGGACGAGCAGCUCAGUGGAGGUAUUGCUGCUGCAUUGGCAAGACUGCGAGAGAAUGAUUGAACGAUUUUACUCUACUCUCAUUAGAAUUCUUGUCGUCCAAGUGCCUGAUUCCCGAACCCCGAGGCUGACUUGGUUUGGUACCACACUAUACUCUACAUAAAGCCAACCAACUGCAGUUCAAUAUCACGCCAGAAAGGCAUACCGACUCCUGGAUUGCUCACGAUUGUCUCCUGCCAAGAAGAGCUGAAUAGUCUAUUCGGACAAAGAGUCGUCAAUGGCAGCAUAGAAAUCUCUAGGCUGGGGAAUAUACUUUGACCUUAUGGGAGUGUGACAAUUCCAGGGCGAUUACGAGCAUCUGCUCAAGAGAUUGGACAACGAACAUCAUCUGGGUAAACAAUCUAAGGUGGCGUUGAGCCAUCUGAUUCAUGGAACGAGUAGCUCUCGAUUCUGCUAAGAUUUACCCCGGAUAUCUGAGUCCUGCAACACAGCCAGCGCCAAUCGAUAGCUCCUCCAUAACUUAUGAUCAUGAAAGUUGGCAUAUAAAUGAGGUCGCCACGAGAAAUUAGGCUACAUGUAUAAUAGGACAGUGGGAACAUGAUAUAUCAUACAGCCUCACUCACCUCAACUUUCUAUAUAUAUACAUCAACCAAUCUGGCUUUAUGGCGUUCUUCGUGCACCGAAGCUUUGAACCAACUCUAGGCCUGCUGUCAUUAUUGAUUUGUUCAUAGACGUCACUGUUAACAACAUAUCAUCCACCACUUGGAACGCAGUGAUCACAUGUCAGGCGAACCAUAGGGUUAUAUCGAAACUUGUAUUAUUCAAUUCGGUUCAGAGUUGAGAAUAUCAUCCGUAUAGCUAUCAUUUCUCGUCAAUUGACUUCAGGUCGUAAAUCUGGACCUCGAGUCAUGCUCGAGUUGUAUGCUUAGGCACCUCCAUCACGCUUAGCAUACUCCUCCUCCAUCGCCUCCUCAUAAAGUCGAUCGGCCUCUUUCUCCUCUUCAGUCUUGGGCCUUGUUACGCCUGCACCAGUGUUUGCGCCUGCACCGGUAGCAACGCCAGUGCUGUGAUUCUGUUCUUGUUGCGGGGUUUGAGGAGAAGUGGUUGUUGCUGGCUCUGAAAAAGCGGGGAGACCCAUGAUGUUUGAUUGCGAAGGCUUAGUGUUGUGUGGUGGGCCAGAAGAGAAAAGAAGUCUCGAAACGUAUAAAAAUUGUGUCUUUUGAAGCUUUUGAUGAGACUUGUAGUUGUCGCGAUGAAUAUAAACGAGUCUCUUAUACUUGAUGUGGCAAUAGUGUGGCGAGUGAGGUACGUCACCUGUGGCUCGUGCUACCGUGGAACCAGCAGCAAGGAAUGACCUCUCAGACGAGAAAGAACUGAGGAUCAAUUCCAGACUUUUUGGUUGAGCUCCGUUUUAACC
Fusarium odoratissimum NRRL 54006 is the source of this 2638-nucleotide messenger RNA. Its product is annotated as DNA excision repair protein ERCC-1. Lineage: Eukaryota; Fungi; Ascomycota; Sordariomycetes; Hypocreales; Nectriaceae. Gene Ontology annotation, biological process: UV-damage excision repair; nucleotide-excision repair; mitotic recombination. The transcript has 2 exons. The record is from RefSeq and is a predicted model, not a curated record. Gene Ontology annotation, cellular component: nucleus; nucleotide-excision repair factor 1 complex; ERCC4-ERCC1 complex. Gene Ontology annotation, molecular function: damaged DNA binding; single-stranded DNA binding. The coding region runs from base 124 to 1284 and encodes 386 amino acids.